Messenger RNA from Loa loa (African eye worm), 564 nucleotides. RefSeq lists its product as hypothetical. The transcript has a single exon. The annotation marks the transcript as partial. NCBI's taxonomy places the organism in Eukaryota, Metazoa, Nematoda, Chromadorea, Rhabditida, Onchocercidae. The record is from RefSeq and is a predicted model, not a curated record.
ACAAUACCGGAAACAACAACAAAAAUCGGAAUAAUAACAACAGCAACAAAUGCAACGGUAGAAAAUGUAGCAGCAACGAUACGAGGUGUAGAAGAAACUUCACCAUCAGAUGAUGGUCAGCAAUGUCCAAUGGCAGUAAAUAAUUGUAUCUUAACAAAAACAAGUCCAUUUAUGGAACAUUGUGAAGUGAAAUGUUUAACAAUUGCCGGGAAAUUAUCAAAUGAUUUACAUUGUUGGAAUGAUGAUUGCUUUGUUCGUGCGACACGUAUUUGUGAGGAAAAAUUCUGGCGUACGGUAAGAGCAAGAAAUCGAAAAAAGAAAAAGAAACGGAUGCGCUGUAUACCGGAAAUUAAGCAUUGUUAUAAAUUAGCAUGUUUAAAAUGUCUUGGACGCGAAUGUAAUUUAAUUUGUUAUGGUGGUGGUAUACAAUAUACCCAUCUUACAAAACCACGCUGGAAAGGUUACGAAGAAUAUAAGAAAUUUUUCCCAGAAGUAGAAGAUAUUCUUCAUAAUUUCGUUCUUGCCCCCGAGAAGACUGUCGUUAUUGAGGAUUAUAUUGAAUAA